GAGCCAUGUAGUGGGACGAGAUUUGCCAUGUCAAUGUGUCAAUGUUGAGCUCCGUCGUUUGAUAGUUUGUGCAGAAAAUCGGAAAAUCGCGGAACAAAAUAGAGUGGUCGUUUUUAUCAUGCUCCGUCAUUUAUUUUCUCGUGCAGAAAAAAACUCCGAAAUAGACCAUUUUUCAAAGUUCGAGCUUUGAUAUGAAUUUUUUUGUGCGCAUAAAGAAGGAGAAUACAUAGUUUUGAGAUUCGUCGAAUAAUUCUUAUAGUGAUAUUGAAUAGAAAACAAAGUAGACUGAUUUCUUAAUGUUGGACAUCUUGAAGUGUACUUUUACGCAAGAGAAUAAAAAAUAGACUAUUUUUCCUGUUUCGAGCUGGUUUGUGUAUUUCAUCGUUCCGGAAAAAAAACUGACUGAUUUCCUCCGUGCGGGAAAAAAUAGACUGAUUUCCUCCAUGUGGCAAAAAAUAGACUGAUUUCCUCCGUGCGGCAAAUAGACUAAUUUCUCGGUGUCGGACAUCUUGAAGUGCAACUCCACGCAAAAAAGUAAAAUAUAGCAUUUAUAUCCAGUUUCGAGCCGGCUUGAGUAUUUCAUCGUUCCGAAAAAAAAAACAUAAACCGAUUUCCUCCGUGUGGCAAAAAUAGACCGAUUUCCUCAGUGCGGCAAAUAGACUAUUUCUCAACAUUAAACAUUUUAAAGUGCAACUCCACGCAAGAGAGUAAAAAAUAGAAUUUUUAUCCAGUUUCGAGCUGACUUGUGUAUUUCAUCGUUCGCAAAAAAGAAAAAUAGACUUAUUUCUCCGUGCAUUGAAAUAAAAAAAGGCAAUAGUGUACUUUCCGGAAAAUACACUGAAAACUGCCCAGUCCAGUUUUUGCCCAAGCAAGAGAGUAAAAACAUGUUUCCAGUUUCGAGCUGGCUUGCGUAUUUCAUCGUUCGGGAAAACCAAAAAUAGUCUGAUCUCCUUCGUGCGGCAAAAUUGAAAAAAAAAAAACAAAAAAAAACAACAGUUUAAAAUCUUCCUAAAAUACACUAGAAACAGUCCAGUCCAAUUUUGCCUUUUACCUUGUCAAGAAGAGUGCGUUAUUUCAACCAUGACCCCGCCACCUCACCUCAGUCUCUUUCCGGCGAUUCUCACGAUGCUGACCUCCGUUUCCGGUUUCCUCGACUUCUACGGCCACGGAACUCACAACCUCUCCAUCCUCACUAGCCUAACGAGCGACGACGCUCUCUACCUAACCCCCUACAUCGAAAAAGGCCAGAUCGAGAAAGGCCAAAGCCUUUCCGUCGUUCCUCCGAUGCUCAAGAACAUCGAAAGCUUCUCCGGAUACCUGACCGUCAACAAGGACUACGACUCGAACCUCUUCUUCUGGAUGUUCAAGAGCCAACACGGCGACUGGACCAAGCGACCGACAGUCUUGUGGCUCCAGGGCGGUCCCGGCGUUAGCUCCCUCUUCGGCCUCUUUACAGAACUGGGUCCCUUCUCGGUCAACGCGAAACAGGAACUGAAAAGGCGGAAGUACUCCUGGAACCGGGAGUACAACCUCUUGUUCUUCGAUCAACCCGUCGGGACCGGUUUCAGCUUCACGAAGAACGACCGGGGUUUUGCCAGGGAUGAAACCGCCGUCGCGAGAGACCUUUACGAGGCUCUGGUCCAACUCCAUAAGCUCUUUCCUUCUCUCCAGAAGAACAAAUUUAUAAUCUCCGGCGAAUCCUACGCCGGGAAGUACAUACCGGCCAUCGGGUAUAAGAUCCACCAGGAGAACCCAAAAGCCACCAUCAAGAUCGACCUGAGUGGCCUUAUGAUCGGUAACGGGUUCACCAGCCCCGGUGAUAUGAUGCACUACAGCUCGUAUUUGUAUCAACUCGGAUUGGUCGACGAGCAACUACGGGCUAAACUCCAGAAUAUCGAGGAGGACAUACGGACGCACAUCAAGGCUGAUCGAUACAACGACGCUGCGGACUUAUUGAACAUGGAGUUUGAUGUGAUUUUGAAGAAGACACGCCUGAGGAAUCCUUACGAUUUUACGGAGAAUACGAUGUUCGACGAUUGGUCAAUAGUAAAGUUCGUUGAGGGUGAAAAAACUAGGAAGGCCCUUCAUGUUGGGAACAACGAGUUUAACGGUUACACUAAACCGUAUGUGUUUUUGUGGAACGACCUGAUGAGGUCGGUGAAACCGUGGGUGGAGGAACUCCUCGCGGCGGAGGUGUUUCCGAUUAUGUUCUUCAGUGGUCAACUGGAUGUCAUCGUCGCGUACCCUUUGAGUUUGGCGUUCUUCGAAUCGUUGCAAUGGCCGCGGGCCUUUGAGUAUCGAAAGGCUGAGAGGUGUUAUUUCAUGGUCGGGAAUGACGUCGCUGGGUAUUUCAAGACGGCGGGGACGUUCACGGAGGUUUUGGUGAGAAACGCGGGGCAUAUGGUGCCCACAGCCCAGCCGAAGUGGGCCUUUGAGCUUUUGGAUAGAUUCGUCAGCAAUAGCUCGUCGUUUACGUGUUGAGAUUUUUUGGACGCGCGGACGUUUCGAGCGGAUGAAGUCCCGCCUUUGGAAACCGACGAAAUGACGCGAAAGUGCGAGGGAUAUUUUACGUUGUGUGAAGAAAAAUUUUGACCGAAUUUAUCAGAUAGGAACCAACCCACAUCUUCGAAAAAUUGAUUCAAGAAUGUUUUUGAGAUCCGCUGAACUCCUGCCAAAAACUCAAAGUCAAAACAGAAAGUUAGUCAGCGAAAAAGUUUUAAUUUAAUUGAGACUCAUGGAGGGAUGAAACUUCAAGCCUCUUUUUUCUCAGUUUCAACUUUAUGUGGGUUGGUUUCUUUCUGUUAAAAUCGGUCCAUUUGGUUUAUAGCCAUUGGUUUUUGACAAUUGUGGAUUCCCUAGAUUUAAUGAUAUUUUUACCUCUAUAUUGGUGAUCGAUGUACAUAUAAACAAAAAAUACAAAGCAUGCUUUUAAAAACAAUUUUCCCCUAUUA
This is a messenger RNA of Bemisia tabaci, 2951 nucleotides long. The record is from RefSeq and is a predicted model, not a curated record. NCBI's taxonomy places the organism in Eukaryota, Metazoa, Arthropoda, Insecta, Hemiptera, Aleyrodidae.